Molecule: messenger RNA, 975 nt
Organism: Candoia aspera
Lineage: Eukaryota; Metazoa; Chordata; Lepidosauria; Squamata; Candoiidae
Product: urokinase plasminogen activator surface receptor-like
Exons: 6
Coding region: 72-908 (278 amino acids)
Source: RefSeq, a predicted model, not a curated record
CAUCCAUAUCUUUUUCUUCAGCCAAUAGCUUGGAAUGUCGUAAGUGCUUAGUUAAUGAAGGAAACUGCUCUAUGGCCCAGGUGGAAGUUUGUGGGCCCAGCCAAGAUGCCUGCUUCUUUGUGAUCAAGAAGUACCAUGGAUUGAGCGCAGAUACAACAAAGCAGGGCUGUGGCUCCUCAAAUGCUUGCCGACGGUACCCUGUGGGAGUGAAGGGUUCCUUGUUUCGAGCAAUGUGGUGUUGCUCUUCGAAUCUUUGCCAGCCUGUGAAUUUGCACGUCAACCGAGAUGGAUUGCAAAACGGGGUGGUGUGUCAAAGUUGCAUUGGGAACCCAACAGAAUGUGGUCUGACGGCCCCUUCGAUGCAAUGCUAUGGGAGUGCUGAUCGGUGCGUGCAGCUUUCCCAGAGCUUCCUACCAGGAGAAGAGCUAGAACCCAUCAUAAAAGGAUGUGGAAAUCGUUCUUUCAAAGAUGUUCAGGUGCUCUACCAGAUUGGGAGAGAUGUUGCCUUUCUCGAGCAAAAGGUCUGUGGCCAGUCCAACUGCAAUAAUAGGAGUUUUCCAGAGAUACCUGCUGGACAGCCCAAUGGGCUGCGGUGCUAUACCUGUCGAGAUUCAGGGCGUGGGGAGUGCGCCCUCAACAGAUUGCAGCUUUUGGAAUGCACUGGAGCCAUGAACCGUUGUGUGCAUAUCAUAAAAGCAGAAAAUAAAAGCACAGCUGUGACCACCCAGAAGGGCUGUGCCACGGAAUCCAUGUGCAGGAAAGACACAGAUAUAUACCUUCGACUGAAGGGAGAAGAUUCCCAUGCAGAAUGUUGUAAAAGGAAUCUUUGUAACAAAGCCCACAGUCCUUCCAGCCCAGAAAUGAUAACAAUUCUUGGUUUAUGGUUGGUGCUGAAGGUCUGUCAAUAGCUAUCGUUGGUUCAUGUAUAUCCCAGGUAGUUUCAUCGGUGGCACAGAAAUAAAUUUGGGACAUUUU